This is a messenger RNA of Erythranthe guttata (spotted monkey flower), 1743 nucleotides long. Its product is annotated as putative magnesium transporter NIPA4. Gene Ontology annotation, biological process: magnesium ion transport. Gene Ontology annotation, cellular component: membrane. NCBI's taxonomy places the organism in Eukaryota, Viridiplantae, Streptophyta, Magnoliopsida, Lamiales, Phrymaceae. Gene Ontology annotation, molecular function: magnesium ion transmembrane transporter activity. The record is from RefSeq and is a predicted model, not a curated record.
UGGCAUCAAAACCCCAAGUCGGAGACAAGUCAAUUUCUUUUUGGUAAAACCAUUCACUCAUAAAUUACAGUCUCACUUUUUUUUCUUCCGAUCUGAAGAAAAAAAUCUCAGAGCAAAAUCUUUUCGUCUGUUUCUUUUUUUUUUCUUUUUUUUUUUUUGGGGUCAAAUUCCCAGCUGUAAUUUCUCCAUUGCCAGCCAACCAUUUCUUAUGCUUCUUCCGCCGACAAAUUACAGAUCUUUCUUACAGAUAUCGAAAACCCAUUUAAUUUCAGUUAAUUUUCUCGACAAGAUCUCCGAGACCCACUGAUAUUUUUCUACUGGGCCAGAAGUGGGUGGGAACUUAAUUCAUCGAUGCUGUAGUGGUGUAGAAUGAAAGUGAGAUAGUUAGGAUUUUUUUUUUCUUCUUUCUAAUUGUGUGAAGAUGGCCGCGGCGACGGCGGCGGCGGCGGUGGCGGCUAUGGAGGUGGGCGGCGGUGUUGUGGACACGGGUUCGGAUUCGUACAGGGGGAUGUCGUCGGACAAUAUAAAGGGGUUGAUUAUGGCUUUAUCUUCCAGCAUCUUCAUCGGAGCUAGCUUCAUUGUUAAGAAGAAGGGAUUAAAGAAAGCUGGUGCUUCUGGUGUAAGGGCUGGAGUUGGAGGAUAUUCGUAUUUAUACGAGCCGUUAUGGUGGACAGGCAUGAUAACUAUGAUUGUUGGAGAAAUUGCAAAUUUUGCGGCAUAUGCAUUUGCUCCAGCCAUUCUUGUCACCCCUCUCGGUGCACUCAGCAUUAUUAUCAGUGCUGUACUAGCACACAUUAUUCUACAGGAGAAGCUACACAUUUUCGGUAUUCUCGGUUGUGCAUUAUGUGUCGUGGGGUCCACCACAAUCGUCCUACACGCCCCACAAGAACGCGAGAUUGAAUCCGUGAGGGAAGUGUGGGAUCUUGCCACCGAGCCAGCUUUUCUGUUUUACGCAACUUUGGUGGUAGCGAUUGUCCUUGUCCUCAUAUUUCAUUACGUUCCGCAAUAUGGACAGACGCAUAUAUUGUUCUACAUCGGUGUUUGUUCGUUAGUUGGUUCGUUGUCGGUUAUGAGUGUCAAAGCACUAGGAAUCGCAUUGAAGCUGACACUUUCGGGAACUAAUCAGUUAAUAUAUCCUCAGACUUGGGUCUUUGCUAUGGUUGUCACCAUUUGUGUACUCACACAAAUGAACUACCUAAAUAAGGCUCUUGAUACAUUCAACACUGCAGUGGUUUCACCUAUUUACUAUGUCAUGUUCACAUCCUUGACCAUAUUGGCAAGUGUCAUCAUGUUCAAGGAUUGGGACAGGCAGAAUUUAACUCAGAUUGUUACAGAAAUGUGCGGAUUCGUUACUAUUCUUUCCGGAACUUUUCUUCUCCACAAAACGAAAGACAUGGCCGAUGGUCCAAUACCAAUAGGCAUGAUGAAGCUUCCGAAACAUGCUGACGAGGACAGCUUCGGUCAAGAAGGUAUCCCUCUAAGACGGCAUGGAGACGAAGAAGAAGGAUUCGUUCAAGACGGUAUUCCUCUAAGAAGACAGGAAUCUUCUAGAAUAUUACCGUGAUAUUUUUUUCCGGGGCCCGCAUUUAUGUGAUAUUUUGUAUUUAUCCCAACACAACACACAAUUUAUUGGAGGGAGAGGGGAGAAUGUAUUUUUACUUUUUUUGGAUUUUCCCUUUUUACCCCUUAUGUAAUACAAAGAUGGUAUCAACAGAGAAGUAGAUUUUUUUCCACCUGGGAUUA